Messenger RNA from Caenorhabditis sp. 36 PRJEB53466, 593 nucleotides. The record is from the annotation of a GenBank genome assembly. Lineage: Eukaryota; Metazoa; Nematoda; Chromadorea; Rhabditida; Rhabditidae.
AUGCGUUGGCAGCCUGGCAAGAACAGAAAACCCAAGCCAGAGAAGUCCAUUUUGUCGACAUCAGUGAUCUUGGGAGACGAUAAAGUGUAAACUUUCGAUUGUUUUGCAGAAAACAUGGAAAACAAUGAUUGCAGAAUAUGCGAGCAGUUGCUGAUCGGCAAAAAAGGUUUGACAGUUCGUCGCGCGCAACUGAAGAGAAAAGAUUUUGUUACUGAGAUGGCGGCUAUGCUGGUAAACGAAGAGGAAGAAGGAGAACAAGAAGAAAUGAAGGAAAAAGUGAACGAGGAGAAGGUCGAGAAAUCUGAAGCGGAAAAAGACGAGGAGAAAGAAGAAGAAGAGGAGGAGACGGCCGACGAGGAAUCGGACGAUUCCGAUGACGGUCAAAAUGAGGAUGAUACUGAUACUGAGGAUUCUGAUGAUUCGCCUGACACCGAGUACGCUUCUAUCCGAUUUCCCCCGCACAAAUAUUUUGUUUCAGAGAAGAUGCUCCGAUCCGAAAUGUUCCGAUCGACGGCUGUCAGAUCGUCAGCGCUUUUUUCGUCUGCCACGUCGUCGUCCUCAUUCUCGCCGCCGUCUUUGCUUUUCUACGCUGA